GGCAAAACAUUACUAGUAUAAGACUAUUCGAAGUCCCAAAUAACAUGGGAUUGCUCGAGGUGAGGCGGUGAAGCAAUCAAUAAAAACAACAAUCGAUCAGAGUUUCAUUCGUUACGGAGGCUGCAAAUUUACGACUUCGAGUGAUGGCAAAGAGGCUGUUCAGCGGCGAAUUCCAGGGUGACAGAAGGUGGCCGCCUAAUUUAAGGAGAUGCUGUCAAGCUGUUAAUCCUGGAGCAGGUGAAGGCGUGAUUGCUGAUCUAGGCCUAUUGUUGAGGGGGGAGGGUAAUGAAGACGUAUUGUUGGAAAUACUAGCUAGGCUACCAAAUAGUCGAAAUGCGGUUCAAGCAGGGCUGGUUUGUCACCUUUGGCAUUCCAUCAUCUCCCAGCAGCAGUUUAUUCCCAAGUUCAUAGGCCUGCGGGAGCAAAAGAAGAUAGAGCAGCCUUAUUCCAUCAUAUUCCGCAUAGUAGAUGGUUUUAAGUAUUUCGGAGAUGCCUAUUAUCAGUCCAUCUGCAAACUAUUUUCGCAAGAAUCCAUGCUUCUCCACGGGGGAGGAAAAGAGCAGACGGUGACAUCACGUAGAAGUUAUCCUCCUUCAGGCGGCAGUGGCGGCAUCCAGCCGCCUUCACCCACAUGGUCAUAAGAGCAUCUUGUGGUGACUUGCUGCUGUUGUCGCAAGGCACACGCGACUAUAGACCUGAUCGUAGCUUCUACUUUCUUUGUAACCCAGUAACCAAACAGUGGUUCUAUCUCCCCCGUGAUGAUUUCAGAGAUUACUUGAUUGGGCUUGCAGUAGUACGCAUGCCGCUCGCCCAUAACAGCUGUGGCAGUGAUGAAUACAAGGUGGCUUUCAUUCGUCUUCCCUAUGAUUGGCCACAAAAGGAUGUUGGUGGGGGGGGGGGGGGACAGUUGGAAGUUUGGAAUGCCAAUUUAUUGUUUAAAAUCAAGGCAAUGGAGUGAUAAUUGUUGGUAUCGAUAUCCUGUACCUGCUACCACUAGGACCCCUAAGCUUUUCAUUAACCCAAUUACUUGUAAUGGAAUCCUGACUGCAUCAUUGCCUGUGAUUUGGUGAACGAGCCCUACUCUAGUGCCUUUAUCAACCUUCCUGAAGGCUCUAUGCCUGGUGGCGGGGGUGUUGUUUCACUAGAGUUGGGCGCUGUCCUGGGAGAACUGAGAUUAUUCAACGUAUUCCGCCCUUCCUCGGGUGACCAGCAGCAGCCUCAGCAUCUCGUUGUUGUUAAAGUUUGGAAGUUGAAUCACAGAACCAACUCCUGGACUCUCGUUCAUGACACACGCUUCAAUGAUAGGCCGUCGCCGCUUAAUGACAUCCAAGUAGUAGAAGAAAACAAGUUCAACAUCCGUACGGUUGCUUUCCAUCCACACGAUGGGGACGUGGUCUUCUUGGUAUGCGGCUGUGGUGUUUUCCGGUAUCACAUUUCACAGGGUGUGUAUGAGAAAGUCGAUGAGCUCCUUCAUUCCGUGCCUCCAAAUCAGCUUCUUACGUCCUUCACUCUCCUCCACUCUAUCUGGCCUACCACCAUGUUACUCUCUCCUUCCGAAUAGAAUAGUAUUGUUAUCGUUAUAUUUGACUCUAUUACCGUACAUAUACCAUUGUGAAAAAGUGAUGAACAUUAUUGGUCAAGAGUGUAAUCUCGACCAUGAGGCUUGUCAACUCUUGUCCUACAUUUAUCUGUUUAGUACCCUUUGUGCUUGCAUUUCAUUCUUCUCCUCCCGCAGCUCCUUUUUUCUUGUGCUCACUCUUUCGUUUGCUUUAGAUGUAACCAAUGUUGAAAAUAUCUCUAUCGGUUGUACAUUUGACACUUCAUUCUUUAACAGUAUCAUUUGAUAAUAUGCUAUCACA
This is a messenger RNA of Cuscuta europaea, 1859 nucleotides long. NCBI's taxonomy places the organism in Eukaryota, Viridiplantae, Streptophyta, Magnoliopsida, Solanales, Convolvulaceae. The record is from the annotation of a GenBank genome assembly.